Molecule: messenger RNA, 2868 nt
Organism: Penicillium subrubescens
Lineage: Eukaryota; Fungi; Ascomycota; Eurotiomycetes; Eurotiales; Aspergillaceae
Product: putative DUF221 domain protein
Exons: 2
Coding region: 1-2868 (955 amino acids)
Cellular component (GO): plasma membrane
Molecular function (GO): calcium-activated cation channel activity
Source: RefSeq, a predicted model, not a curated record
AUGGAUUUGGAUCUGCACCAGAGCUUAUGGCCGAGGGCCGAAGAGUCGGGGACUGACAAGUUUCUCUCGCUGAUCUCCAAUCCCUUCUACUCCCAGUUCCAAGUCAGCGCUAUUUGGGCCUCGCUAGGCACCUCCAUCGGCAUUUCCGUCCUCCUCGCCUUACUCUUCUCCCUCUUCCGACCCCGUCACAACGUCGUUUAUGCACCCAAAGUCAAGCAUGCCGACCGCAAACACGCUCCGCCCCCGGUGGGUAAGGGCUUUUUCUCCUGGGUCAAGCCCGUGAUCAAUACCCGCGAACCGCAACUCAUCGAGACUGUCGGACUGGACGCUGCCAUCUUCCUGCGCUUCACCAAGAUGUGUCGCAACAUCUUCAUCUUCAUCAGCAUCAUUGGAUUGCUGAUCUUAGUCCCCGUCAACAUCUCGCAGAGUAAAGUCCAGCAAUCUUUCACAGUGACGGCGUUGAGCAAGAUGACUCCGCUCUAUGUAUCAAAUCCAACCGCGAUCUGGAGCCAAGUCGUGUGCGCCUACUGCUUCGAUAUCAUUCUUGCAUUUUUCUUGUGGAGGAAUUACAAGGCUGUGAGGGAUCUCCGACGACAGUACUUUCAGAGCUCCGAGUAUCAGCGGAGUCUGCACGCGCGAACCCUGAUGGUGACCGAUAUUCCUCCUGCGGAUCGUACCGACGAAGGCAUUUUGCGCAUCACCGAUGAAGUCAAUCCCACGGCUGCCCUGCCUCGGGCUGCGAUUGGCCGUAAUGUGCGUGACUUGCCCGUCAUCAUCAAAGAGCACGAGGAACAUGUCCGGGAAUUGGAAUCUGUGCUCGCCAAGUACCUCAAGCGGCCGGACCAGUUGCCUGCGAAGCGGCCCACCAUGCGCCCGCCUAAAAGCCAGCGGAGAAAGCAUCCCAAUGGCAAAGUAGAUGCGAUUGACUACCUGACAGUGCGCAUCCGCGUUCUAGAGGAAGAAAUCAAGCACGGUCGUGCCUCUAUCGACCGCCGUAAUGCGAUGCCAUAUGGUUUUGCUAGUUGGGAGAACAUCGAGCACGCGCACGCUGUGGCCUGGACUGCCCGAAAGAAGCAUCCCAAGGGCACCACCAUUGCUCUCGCACCUCGACCGAGUGAUCUGAUUUGGGAGAACUUGCCCUUGUCCAAGAAGGCGCGCAAGUGGAAGCGUUUCCUCAAUGUGAUUUGGGUCACUGCACUGACUCUGGUGUGGAUUGUUCCCAACGCCCUUAUUGCGGUUUUCUUGUCAAACUUGAACAAUCUGGGCGCCGUUUGGCCAAAAUUCCAAACUUCGCUCUCGGCUGAUCCCAAGGUUUGGGCUGCGGUCCAGGGUAUUGCCUCUCCUGCGAUUACUUCACUGGUCUACCUGGUGUUGCCUAUUAUCUUCCGACGCCUUUCCAUCCAAAGUGGAAGCAAGACCAAGACUUCCCGCGAGCGACACGUCUUGGGCCAGUUGUAUGCGUUCUUCGUGUUCAAUAAUUUGGUCGUUUUCUCGUUGUUCUCUGCUGCUUGGGCUUUUGUUUCCGCCGUGAUUGACAAGACGAACACCGACGAGGGCGCUUGGCAGGCUAUUGUUGACAGUAAUCUGUACUACAAGUUGAUGAGUGCUUUGUGCACUGUCUCGCCCUUCUGGGUGACUUAUAUCCUGCAGCGCAAUCUGGGAGCCACCAUCGAUCUUGUCCAGAUGAUCAGUUUGGCCUGGGUUUGGUUUGCUAAGACAUUCCUUGCACCCACGCCUCGUCAAUCGAUUGAGUGGACUGCUCCGCCGUCGUUCGACUACGCCAGCUACUACAAUUACUUCCUCUUCUACGCAACCGUUGCAUUGUGCUUCGCCACCCUUCAGCCCAUCGUGCUACCCGUGACUGCGCUCUACUUUGGUGUCGAUGCCAUGCUGAAGAAGUACUUGUUGAUGUACGUGUUCGUGACCAAGAACGAGUCCGCAGGAGCCUUUUGGCGCGCUCUAUUCAAUCGACUUGUCUUUGCAAGCAUUCUCGCCAAUGUCAUCGUCGCACUCGUCGCAAAGGUCCAGGGUACCUGGACAAUGGUGUACUGCAUCAUCCCCUUGCCAUUGUUGAUGCUAGGCUUCAAGUUCUACUGCAUGAAGACCUUCGAUGACGAUAUCAUGUACUACAACCGCGCCAACCUCACCGACGCCGAGGCCAUCGGCGGAGGAGCAAAGCUAAGCAAAAAGGCCGCCGAUCGCCUGAAUUCCAAAUUCGGCCACCCAGCCCUCUACAAACCCCUCAUGACUCCCAUGGUCCACGCCAAGGCCGCCGAAGCCCUGAAAGAAAUCUACCAGGGCCGCCUAGACCAGGGCGACAUGAACAACGAAUACUCCGACAUAGCCAUGAACCCCAUGCUCCCCUCCCAACCCGGCAAAGCCGCCGAGCCCGCUCCCUUCGAAGUCGUCCCAGAAGCACACCUGGACUUCUCCUACUUCAAGGACCGCGCCGACUUCCGCGACGAAUUCGGCGGCGGCAUCUACGGUCGACCGGAGGAUUUGAUGACGGAGCGCUCGCAGACACCACGCAGCAUGCUCGGCGGCGAAUGGUCACCUUCUUCAUCGCGCGCUUCCUCACCCGCUCCGUCUUUGCCUUCUUUGCCGGGAUUGAAGGUAAAUGAGGGAUACCAAGACCCAGAGCAAGCGCAUAUCCACCCUGCAUUCCGCGUCCCGCUUUCAAGGGGGGAUAGCGGGAAUGGAGCUUAUCAGUCUGAUGAGCUUGAGAAUCGACUUCUCAGUCAUGCACAGACGCCGGGACAGGUGGACACGAAUCCGUUGGACCGCUGGCGAACGGGCGGAUAUGGUCCUGUUCAUCAGGACGAUGAUCCGUAUCAGACUUCGUACGAAUCGUAUCGGGGAGGGCGGUAG